This is a messenger RNA of Schistocerca cancellata (South American locust), 832 nucleotides long. It is a transcript of the gene Csas, whose product is annotated as N-acylneuraminate cytidylyltransferase. Gene Ontology annotation, molecular function: N-acylneuraminate cytidylyltransferase activity. Lineage: Eukaryota; Metazoa; Arthropoda; Insecta; Orthoptera; Acrididae. The coding region runs from base 108 to 770 and encodes 220 amino acids. The transcript is spliced from 4 exons. The record is from RefSeq and is a predicted model, not a curated record.
GAUCGGCACCAAGGUACAUACACAACCCAAGUGACAAGUGUGCGUCUUGCUUGGCUUGGGUGUCGUAUGACUGUAGAUGAAUCCGAUAGAUCCUUAGUACUGUUUAAAUGAAAAAGUUGAUAGCUUCAGUGUCAUUUGCCUUUUUAAUUUUUAUAUUCCAUAAAUUAUUCUAUGAGGACGAACAAUAUACCUUCGAAAAGAGCCACAUACUCAAAGAAGCCCAAACACAUACAGAGGAUGAUGCUGACCAUAAAUUUCAGUUGCCAUUAAAAGUAGCGGGAUUGAUACUGGCUCGUGGCGGUAGCAAGGGUAUACCGAAGAAGAACUUGGCAAGAGUUGGUAACCUGACGUUACUUGGGAGAUCACUGAAAUCCAUAAACGAAUUUGGGCGUUUCGACUCGGUGUGGGUUUCAACCGAUGAUAAAGAAAUAGCAGAAGAGGCCGAGAGAUGGGGAGCCCAAGUGCAUUGGCGGUCAUCUGAAAGUGCAACAGAUACAGCUUCGUCAAUGAUCGGUGUUGAAGACUUCCUCGCUCACCAUGGAGAUGUUGAUGUAAUAGCACUGGUCCAGUGUACGUCUCCUUUUCUGAGCCCAUUGUUUUUAAUGCAAGCUCAUGUAAUGGUGUUGAAUGAUAAACACGAUACUGUGUUUGCUGCCACAAGGAGCCAUCAUCUGCGUUGGCAGCAAGACAUUGGUAAGUUUUGCUUUGAAUAUUUCAGAAAAGCACACACAUGUUCCUUUUUAAUUAUGGAGUUAUUAGUGUUUUCUUGAAAGAUUGCGUAUGUAAUUAGUUUUCCCAAGACAUGUAUUCUAUUAAAAAAAGUCAGAGUAGA